CAUCACCAAUAAUAUACCAAUUCAUUCAUGUUCUGUAACCAAAAUUCAUUCGUUCAUGCAUGCUCUCUUUUGUCUUUGAUUAUGCACUGACUAGAACAUCAUCAUCAUCAUCAGGGUAAGAAAAAAACACAUUUUCUCUUCCUCUUAUCAACCUUUGCCUUAAAACAAAAACCAGAUUCUGAUGGAAUCCCUUGGAGUCAAAGUUGAAGAAGAAACAAUGCUAAAAGCUGUUUUUCUUCCUUUUAUAUCAAAAAGUCACCUCAUUUUUGUAGUAGACAUAGCAAGGCUUUUUGCUAUGCAUGGUGUGGAUGUAACCAUAAUCACCACACCAUCAAAUGCAGCCAUUUUUCAAACCUCAAUCGACCGCGAUUCUAGCCGCGGUCGUCCCAUUAGAACUCAUGUUGUCAUGUUUCCACAAGUACCUGGUUUGGCACGAGGAAUGGAAAGCUUCAACGCCGACACUCCUAAUGAGAUACGUUCGAAAAUCUAUCAGGGACUCAUCAUUCUCCAAGAGCAAUUCAAACAACAAUUCCGUGACAUGAAACCUGAUUUCAUAGUCACUGACAUGUUCUAUCCUUGGAGUGUUGAUGUUGCUGAUGAAUUGGGAAUUCCAAGGUUAAUUUGUAUUAGUGGAAGUUACUUUGCUCAUUCUGCAAUGAACUCUAUUGAACACUUCUCACCUCAGGCGAAAGUUAAAUUGAAUAGCGAGAGUUUUCUUCUUCCUGGGUUGCCUCACAAGGUGGAAAUGAAACGUUUACAACUUCCGGAUUGGCUUAGAGCACCGAAUGAUUACACUUAUUUGAUGAAAAUGAUUAAAGAUUCAGAGAGAAAAAGCUAUGGAUCACUGUUUGAUAGUCAUGAGAUUGAGAGUACAUAUGAGGAGCAUUACAAGACAGCAAUGGGAACCAAGAGUUGGAGCCUGGGACCAGUUUCUCUAUGGGUGAACCAAGAUGAUUCGGAUAAAGCGGGUAGAGGGCAUGGUAAAGAAGAAGAUGAAGAUGAAGGAGUGCUUAAGUGGCUUGAUUCUAAGAAAGAUGAUUCUGUUCUCUAUGUUAGUUUUGGGAGCAUGAACAAGUUCCCUACUCCUCAGCUUGUUGAAAUAGCUCAUGCACUUGAACAUUCUGGCCAUGAUUUCAUUUGGGUUGUUAGGAAAAUUGAAGAUGUUGAAGAUGGUGAUUUUUUUACGGAGUUUGAGAAGAGAAUGAAGGAAAGCAACAAAGGCUAUUUGAUAUGGGGUUGGGCACCACAACUGCUGAUACUAGAGCAUGCUGCAGUUGGAGCAGUGGUGACUCACUGUGGCUGGAACACUAUUAUGGAAAGUGUAAAUGCAGGUUUGUCAUUGGCAACUUGGCCAUUGUUUGCUGAACAGUUUUUCAAUGAGAGAUUGUUGGUUGAUGUGUUGAAGAUUGGUGUGGCAGUUGGAGCAAAGGAAUGGAGAAACUGGAAUGAGUUUGGGGAUGAUGUGGUUAAGAGGGAUGAGAUAGGAAAGGCAAUAGGUUUAUUGAUGGGAGGUGGAGAAGAGUGUUUAGAAAUGAGGAAGAAAGCUAAAGCACUUAGUGGUGCUGCAAAGAAAGCUAUAGAGGUUGGUGGUUCUUCAUACACUAAGUUGAAACAACUAAUUGAGGAGCUUAAGUCAUUCAAACUUGAAAAAAAGGUUAAUAACAAAUUGGAGGUUGAUUUGGUAUCAACUUAGUAAGCAUCAUUCUACAUUGGAACUAAGUGUUAGACCUUAUGCAUGUGUUUAUGUUUUGGGAAGUUAAUUAAGUGGUCAUUUUCAAUAAGUGUGUUUAUUUCCUUUGUAACAAUGUCUAUGCAAACAUUGUAUUUGUAUGAAAUUCUGAUUGAGAAUAAUGCCUUUGUCUAGAGGUUAGAUCAAUAUUAUUACGUUGUUAUUCAUUCAUAAAUAAUUUACAUUUGGUAAAAGUUUCUAUCA
This is a messenger RNA of Medicago truncatula (barrel medic), 1933 nucleotides long. RefSeq names its product soyasapogenol B glucuronide galactosyltransferase. Bases 182 to 1693 code for a protein of 503 amino acids. The transcript has a single exon. The record is from RefSeq and is a predicted model, not a curated record. Gene Ontology annotation, molecular function: UDP-glucosyltransferase activity. NCBI's taxonomy places the organism in Eukaryota, Viridiplantae, Streptophyta, Magnoliopsida, Fabales, Fabaceae.